CCUCGCAACAUAAUAAACCCAACGCGUGUUUACGGAAUUUAAAUUGAAAAGGAGAGUUUUGGAGGAAAUCGAAGGUUUUCAGUGAAGAGCGGAGGGAUGACGUUCCCCGUGGAUCUCCUGGCUGAUGUUAGCCAGGCAGAGCUGGAGCAGGUGGCCCACGACUACAUGCACGACCUCCUCUUCAGCAACCCUGAUAAUCCUGAACAUCUCACCCUCUCCGACUCCACCCAGGUCACCAUAAGCAGUACCAGUGUGGGCUUAGUCCCUCUGUAUGGAUCCAGUGAUAAAGAGAAGAUCCUGGCCCUCUUCUCUCCCAGUGACCCACUGACCGCUGUGGCUCUGUACCUGCUGGGCCAGUGGUGGACAGUGGACGACAUUCUCAAGACGGCGGACAUUGCUCGAGAUGGAGCUGUGGAGGUGCAGACAGUAGGAGAGAGAAUAGUUUUAUACAUCCUUAAUCGUGUCAUCUAUAGAGCCAAAGAGAUGAGCUCUGCCGAGCUUCCCUUCCUCUGCCAUGGAGAGAACGAUUACGCAAAAAUCCUCUGGAAUAAUGGAGAGGCUGUUGGCUUCUACUCAGCCAAGCCCUCGGGCAGCUUAUGCAGUUCUUAUUCAACCAGACGCUAUCAGCUCCCUGUGAUGGACUCCUUGUUUGUCAGGAAAUGUCAGCGUGGUAAAGGCUUUGGCCUCCAGAUGCUGAAGGACUUUGUGCUCAGCUUCAAAGAAGACAAUUUGGGGUUGAGGUACCCCCUCACAAAAUCCAUGUAUAAAGUGUGUGAGAAGUACCUGUCUCAGUACCCAGGAGACACAGACCUGCUGUGGGAGGUAGAGAGUAUAGGUGGGCCCAACCAGAGGACCAAUAUCUCCAGCAAGAUCCAGGCCAUGGGUCUGAGCGCAGUGUCCAAGAGUCUCUCAUUCACAGAGGAAUCGCUUGUGAUUACUGAGGUGACUGAAAAGGAUGUGGUGAUGGAGGCAGUGACCACACAAAUAAAAGAAACUGAAUCGAUGGAAUGCACAGUUGAAAUUGUGGAGGAAGUGACAGUACUGAGAGCUACCAAAGAGGCUGAAUUGCCUGUUGCAGCACGGGGUAGGAGUGGUGGCUCAAAUCGAAUGAACACGGGUGAAAAGAUCACAGAGGACAAGUCAGAAAAAGUUAUCAGAAUUGAGGAUAUUGAAGCAGAAACCCCCAGAGAGGAACAAGUUUCUGCACAACAGAAGACAGAAGUACAUGUCUCUGAAUUGGUGCAGACUGAGGUCGUGUUCAGUGUGGCCCAUGAAGGAAACGAAGAGAAUGUAGCUGAUGCUGCAUCUAAAGAGGAAGCAGCUAUGAUGUCGGACAAACCAGCCACAGUGCUAGUCACACAAGAACUAGAAGAAGUGGAUGUCACAUCAGCACCUACCCCUGAAGAGCCACAAGUAGAUGAUGAUGUCAUGCAGGAUCUGAACGCCACCUCCCAUGACUCAGGGAUAACAGUUGAGAAUGUGGCAUCAGAAAUUGAGGAAGCAGAGGAAGAGUGUCAGGUGGAAGACACCGCAGUGCUGGUAGUUUCUGAAGAAGUGUUAGAGGUACACAAGGAGGCAGAAACUCUGAACAAAAUGGAAGAGGGGACUCAAAUUGAGCACGCUGAUGAAAAAUCAGAAGAAAUAGUUCCACAACAUGAGUUAAGUCUGUCAACACAUGCAACAUCACAGGAUGGUGAGGCUGGAAAAACAGGAAGAACUGUUGUAAAGGCCAUAAAAACUAUACAGAGUGAAACCCCCAGGCGGAGAUCUGAGCGACACAGAAAGCCAGAGGAGGGGGCCAAAGAGGAAACGCCAGCCCAGGAUGGACGUAGAGUUCUGAGAAGAAGAACUGUUACGAGCACCCCCACACCCAAACGCAAAUAUACACGCAACACCCAGAGAGUUUAUGAAGAAUUAGAGAAAGAGGUUGAUGAAAUGGCAGAGGAGGACGAAGUUGCUACAGAUGAAAUAGUGGAGGAAUUUGAAGAAGAAGAAGAAAAACAACACCUGGAAGAUGAACAGCUACCAAGUGAAGAGGAGACAGCGAAACAAGAGGAGCCUGAAGCCGAAGACACUGCACUGAGGGAGAAUUCAGCAGAGACUCUUACAGAAGAAAAGGUAACAGAAGAAUCUGAGAAAGAACAGAAGGGUGAGGAGGUGAUGCAGGAUAAACAAGAGGUGUCUGAUGAUGAGAUAGAGGAGCCCCCUGUUGUACAGAAGAGAGCUCUGAGAGGCAGGCGUAAAGUCACUCCUAAGCCAACAAAACAAAGCGAAAUCCAUCAGAAACAAGAGGAGGAGCACACAGAUGAUGCUGGCCUGGGAGCAGGAGAUUCUACUAGUGAAGAGAAAGCAGAUGAAAAAGCAGCAGACAAAGAGAUGGGGGAACAGCACAAGGCGGGACAAGAGGUGACUGACGAGAAAACAGAAGAUGAGCUAUCAAUUCCAGAGCCAGAGGGUGGUGCACUUUUGCCUGAGGUGAACGUGGAGGAGUGCAUGGAAGUCCAGGAAGACAAGGAGACUGGGGGAGAGACAGAGGAAGUAUCAGUGAUGAAAGCAGAUAAGGAAGAAGAAGCAGAUGACAUGAUACGAGAGCCUGACAGUGUUGCUGCUACUUCAACAGAAAUACCUGAUGAAAGUCAAGAUCAGGCUGUCUUGCCAAUGGCUGAAGAUCCUCAGGAAAAGGACACUGGCUCUGAAAUCUCCAAACUCCAGGAAGCCACUGUCGUCUUGGUGGACCUAAAAACAACCUGUGAUGAUGUAAGUAUGAAGGAGGCAGAAGAAACACCAGCUGAUGGGGAGUGUGCUGCUCCAGAAGGGGAACAGGUGGAGCUGAUAGCAGAAGAAGAGAAGGAUGUUUCCAGCUGUGUUGCUGAAGAACAAACACCAGAGCCAGAAAUGCUGGUGUUGGAAGAGGAGGAUGGAGGGAAACAGGAAAACAGUACAGAAAAAUCUGUAGAUGCAGCUGCAGAGGAAGAGACUGUUGAGAUGGAAGAGCUUGAAGCAGACAGUUGUGAUAAAGAAAAGGAAGAAUCUGCCAAUGUGGAAGGGGAAAAGGGUGAAGCAGAGGAAGUACCAUUUAUUGAAACAAGAGUUCUUAGAAGUGGAAGAAAGAUGAGACGGCUUAUGAGACAAGAGGAAGACAACAUAGAUGAGGUUAUUACUGAAAAGAAGGUGGAUAAAGCAGAAACAGGCACUGUUGAGGUCGAAGGAGAAGUGGAUGCUGUGGCAAAGGAUGCCGUCACAGUAACAGUUUCAGUGGAGGAGUCUGCAGUUUCAGAGAUAUGUGCAGAUACAAAGCAAGACAUCUCAGUUGUGGAUGAUGCUGAAGAGAAUCCUCCGUCAGUCGAGUCAGAUGAGGCCAUGAGCUUGGAAGAGGAAGAAGCAGUAGUCAAAACCAGAGCUUUGAGACGUGGACCAAAGACAGUCACAGCAACACCAAGACACAAAAAAACAAGAGGCAGAAAGCAAGUGAGUGAACACGAAGCAGAAGACAGUGAAGAAGAAGAACCAGCAGUGACAACAAGAACACUGAGACGGGGGAGGAUGUCUGCCUCUGCCACACCGACAGGCAAACCCAGACAAACCCGUAAACAAAUCCAGGAACAAGAGCAAAAGGGAGCAGAGGAAUCUGAAAGUGUGGAGGAAACAGGAGAAGAAGAAGAGGCAGUUAAGGAAGCAGUUGUAGAAAAGACAGAUAAAGAGAGAGAGGAACAAACUGAGGAGAAGAGGAAGGAAGAGGAAGAUGCCUCUGAAAGAGAAGAAAGUUUAGAGCCAGAAAUAGAUGUGGAGGAAGGGAAAGCUGUGGUGGAGGAAGAUGCAGUGGAAGAGCAGUCAGAAGCGACAUCCAAGACAUUUGCAGAAAGGGAGGAAGAGGCCUCAGGUGAAGAAUGUGAUGAAGGGAAGCCAGCCAUGGGAGGUGAGGAAGUGGAACUACCACCAGUUGCUGUAACUAGAAGUCUGAGAAGUGGAGGAAAGACACCCAGAGCUCCACCUAAAAGCAGAAGAGGAAGGAGAAACCGUACACAACUCCAGAAAACGGAAGAGGGAGCACAGGAAUCAGCUGAGGAAGCAGAGGUAGAGGAGGAAGAAGCAGGGCUGGUAUCAACUGAAGAGCCACCAAAAGAAGGGGAUGAGGGGAAAGCCUCAGGGGAGGAUGAAAUGGAGGUGGAGAAGGAGGAAGCUGUUACUGUAGAGAUGGAAAGAGGAGUGUCAGAAGAAGGAACCAUGACAGUAACUGAAGAGGAGGAGAACACAGCUGGAGUGACAGCUGCUGAAGAUGAUUUAGUACAAGAAGGAGAGACUGAAACACCACCACCCAAACCUGCCACUGACUCAGCUAUACUUACACCUAGUGAACCGGAGGCAGCAGCUUCAGCAGAGGAGCAGCAGAGCGAGAAAAUGGUACCUCAGCUUUCUGAUCUUCAAAGAGUGACUGUGGUUUUAGUGGACCUGAAAAAAACCCAUCAUGAAGUCCUGGAAGAAACAGCAGCUGUUGAGGAGGAUGUUUCUAUAGAAAAGACUGCUACUGAGGUAGAAGAAGAGCAGAGCCAAGAAACGGUGAAAGAGGAAGAAACCAUCGCAGAGGAGGAUGUCCCUGGAUCCCCUGUUGGAAUAGAAAAAACUGAGCCGGAUAGUGUGGCAGUUGAAGAGGAAGGGAUGGAGGAGAAAGUGGAAGAUGCAGUCACAAUACAAGGUACAGGGGAGGGGAAAGGUGAGGAGACAGCUGAAGAAGAUGAAGCUAAAGGUGUUGAUGAGCAGAAGGAGGAGGAGGAGGAGGAACCUACCACCGAAACCAGAACGCGGACACGUAGAAAGCAAGUAGUCAAAGCCACACUUAGACGCAAAAUGGCCAGAGGCAGGCAGAAAAAGGGUGAAGAAGAAAAGGAAGAAAGUUCAGAAAAUACAGAAGAGGAACCAGCAGUUCAAGUCAGAGUUCUGAGGAGGGGAAGGAAGUCUAUCCCUGUCGGACAGAGAUGUACAACAAAAGCAACACACAAGCAACUCCAGGAAGAGGUAGAGGAAGCAGAUUCUGGGGCAGAUGAAGCUGAUGCUUUAGAGGAGGGACAGGCAGGCAGUACUGAGACACCUGCAGAUGAGGAUGCAGAAGCUCCAACUGGACAAAGUGCUGAUGAAGGAAAGAUCUCGGAUGAUACAGAGGAAGCAGCCACAACACAAACUACAGUGGAGGGGGAACAGUCAGCCUCCACAUCUGCAGCUGGAGAAAGUGCACAAGAGACACUGCUGACAGCUAAGGAUGACGAGGCAAAAGACGUUUCAGAGGAGGAUGAAGCACCAGUUAUUGAAACAAGAGUUCUGAGGAAGGGAAGAAGGUCUGCUGCUUCCACACCGAGACGAAAAUCCAAAAGAGCCCGCAUGCAGUGUGAGACAGAGGAAGAGGAAGAAGAUCAAGCUACUCCAGCUGAAGAGAUGCAAGUGGAGGAAACCAAAGCAGUGCCGGACGAAGCCAAAGAAAAAGAGGAAGACCAAGAUGAGAAGAUUGAGGAAGCUGCAGCCCAGGAAGGAGAGGCUGCAGAGCCGGAUGUUGUGGCAGAGGAAUCGCUCACAGAGCUACAGACAGUGGAAGAGGAACCGUCUGCUGUUUCAGAGACUCCUGCUGGGGGAGGUACUGCAGAGACACCUAACACAGAUGAUGGAGAGGUUCCUGAUGAGGAAGAAGCACCAGUUGUUGAAACAAGAGUUCUCAGAAGUGGUGGGAAGGCAGUGAAAGCCACACCGAGAUCCAAAUCCACAAAGAGCCAAGAGCAGGCAAAUGAACCAGAGGGUGCAGUGGUGGAAGACAGUGCUGAUACAGAUGAGCCAGCAGGAGGAACAAGAGCUCCGAGGAAGGGGAGGAGGUCUGCUUCUGCCACACCUAGUCGUAAAUCCAAGAGGGCCCGCAGGCAGUGUGAGACAGAAGAGGAUGGAGAAGAAGAGCCUACACCUGCUGAAGAGACUGAAGGAGAGGAAGAAGAAACAGCUGUGGACGAGACUCGCGCUGACACAGUCAAAGUAGAAGAGACACUCUCAGCUGAGGAAGAGGAAACCACAGUCCUAGGAACCUCUACUGCUGCUACACAAGUGGGAUCUGACUCUGCUGUUGCUGAAGAUGAGUUACUAGUUGAAGAUGAGUCUGUGGUGAGAGAGGAGGAAGCUGUGACAACAAGAACACUGAGUAGCAAAACAAAAACUUCCCAUGCCACACCUCCACGAAGGUCCAGAAGACUGACAGACCAAGAAGACGUGGAGAGUCGGCAGCAGCAGUAUGAGGAACCAGAAGAAGUCCACCAAGUGACUGAUGAGUCACCUGAAAACGGAGAGCUAAAUGCUGAGGAAGAAGCAGAAACUGAUGAAGCACCACCUGCUGGACAGGAGGCAGGGUCCCCAGCUGAAGUCACCGCAGAGGACCAGGCUCAGGAGGCAGCCGAUCUGACAGGAGACAGAGUGGAUGAGCCGGUAGAGCCAGCUGGUGAGGAACCAGCAACAGAAGAGAUGGAAUCACCAGAGGAAGAGCCAUCAGAAAGUAAAGAAGAGGAAACUGUGAAAUCCUCAGUAGCAGAGGGCAGAAGUCUCAGAAGGAGGGCAAAAGCUGUCGUAGACAAAGCAGAAGAAAUCCAAAAUCCAAGCCGAAGAUCCGUACGGAAAAGACCAAGAGUAGAUUAUAAGGAAGAUGUGGAGGAAGAUGAGGGAGUUGAGUCUGAGGCAGCCACCGACAAGGAGGAAGAGGAUGGAGUGAAAUCAGAUGAGGACAGAGUCAACAUAAAAGCUGAAAACUCUGCAGAUGAACCGGAGCUAAAGGGAGCUGUUGUGAGCACUAGUGAAAAUGGGACUCUCCUAACUUUAGCCCUAGAUUCAGAUGAAGAGGUACAGACAGCUGGUUUGAGUCAGGAGGAUGAGGAAGAUGAGCAGAAUAUGUCAGAGGAAGAGGCAGAGCCUGUAGUGAUUGGAAGGAGGGUUUUAAGAGGGCGGUCGAUUCCUUCGCUAGUAAUAACACCCCUGUCGAAAUCCAGACGCCGCAGCGCUCGCCUUCCAAAACCAGAGGAAUCUUUCUCUGAGGAAGAAAAGAGCCCGGAAACAGCUCAGAGGAGAAGUCCCCGCAAGAGAAGAGGCACCGAGGUAACACCGACCCGCAAAUCUAAGCGUCACAGCAGAGUGUAGGAUGUUCUCCAUACUGUGACCGACGCUGACACAAAAUGCAUAAAGUAGUGUGCAGUCGCCAAACUGGGAAAAUGCAACAAAAAACCCUUCCAAUGCUUCAUGUCGGGGUGUGUCUGUAGUGUGCAGGCUCACAAUGUAGACUGACAAACUACGGUAUGUUUCUCAUCCUGAUUUAAAGCGAGACUAUAGAGCUUUUGAAAGAAGGAAUCCCACAUUGUUGCUCUUGAAAUGUUUCUUACUGAACAUUAGACCCCAGCCUCUCUGUAUUCAGCACACUGCCCUGCCUUACCUGGCAUGAGAUAUUUCAGAUAUUAAGUAAGCUCACUGACUCUUCUCCACUGUAACACUACUUUAUGCAUUUCCCAUGAUCUUGUAACCUGUGAUAGACCUGUCUACUUGCCCAGUGUGAGCUGGGACAGGCUCGAGCUUCACAUGAUCCUACCAAAGAUAAGUAGCUGAUGAAUAGCAUUAUCCUGCUACUGUUGCUUGUGACCACAGGGGCCGCUGUGAGACAGUUGCAUAGCCAAGCUUUAAAUCCACCAUAUCCACAAUUCUAACAUUAAACCUUGAGCUUUGGCUGCAAGCCCCAUUCACAGCUGAACCUGUUCUCACCAGGAUUGACUACUUUGUCCACAAACAGCUAUGCCAUCAUUUCAAAGGCUCUACAGUGACUUACACGUUCUACACAAAGUGGCUUUAAAAGAGCUUAGAACUGGAACAAACCCAGAAUAUUCACACACCUGUCGCAGGUGUGCUCUGAAAACUCCUGUAAAUGCUGCACCACCAUCAGGUGCUGUGAUUCUGUGAUGAUCUAUGACGGCGCAGCAUGGGCCAAAAAACACAGCCAACAGGCUGAACAGUCGCCCAGCGAACAGGUUCAAUCUGAUUCCACUUUUGCUGCAGCACAUUCCUUAUCAGCUUGUCGAGAUGGAAGAUAACACGAUUGCCUCGUAGAAACCUUUCCAGAGUUCUGUUAUUUUAUUCUAAACAUCUGAUAUCUGAUGAUCCUCAUCUGUCGACCUUCUGUAGAACUGUACUGUAGUCCUCAUUACUGGAAGACAAGGAUGUGAGGCUGCAGAGGUUCUACGGAGGUUAAGAUCUUUAUAAUAUUUAGACAUGUUGAAGGCAGCAGUGUGCCACAGCUGUAUUAGGUCUACCCAAACCUAAGAAACAUGUUAUAAGGCUGCACAUUUUAUUUGAAAAAACAUGCAGGCUUGAGCAAAAGCAGAGUUCAUUGAAGCCUGAACACAAAUCUAAUAUGGCAACAUUUGAUUGCUUUUGAUUGUUUAUGAAAAAGCCAUAAUUUCCAUUUUAGUAAGAAUUCUUACAAAUAAUGACUCAGUAUUUUUAUAUUGUAAAUAAUUUCUUAUAUUUCAUUGAUUCAAAAAUGUGAAUGUCUAGCUUACAUUGUGUAAUGUAGUGACUGAAUAUAAUGUUUUCAGUCUCUCUGCGUUUGAGAUAUGAUUCUGUCGACAAAUCUCUCAACUGUAGGUUGUCGUUUUUUACUCAGAAAUAUGCAACAGCAUCCAAUUGGAACUGUGUAAACAAAUAAAUUGGUCGUAUUUAAUUUCAUAGAAAUGCCCAAACAAAUUUUUCCUCUAGGAAGGAUCCAGAAACUUUACAUGUUUGUGUGUUUUAGAAUUUGUGUGCUUUGAUAAAAAUGUAUCACCAAAACAUGUUCUUGAUUUGCAAAUAUCAGCAGAACUCAGGUCUGAAUAUUAAAAAGUUAUUUUUUGAUAUCUAUUUUACAUGUAGAGAUUUUAACAUGGAGACCCCUGGAUGUAAGCCAUGUUACCCCCUCACAUGCGUUGAACUAGCUUUGUGAACUUCAGCAUUGUACCCCAUACAGAGGACAGUUUUCUCAAGUCAUCAUGUAACCAACGUCCUCACUCAUGUCAAUGUUGUUUUUAAUAAUGUGAUAUUAUUUAGUCACCAUUAUAUAUUGUGUCAUCAGCAAGUCUUCAUUUUGUUGUUUGUAUCAUUUGGUACUUGGAACCAUCAUUUAUUUAGCUGUGUGAUGUCAAACUGAUCUUUUACAAAUGUAUUUGUCAUUUAAAGUCAUUCAUUACAUUUAUUUCUCUUUUAAUAAUGUUUUAUGUGGACUAACCUUUCUCUGUAAAGUAACUGAAAUUCCUAUUUUUUUUGUGACAAAUAAAGAUUUUCGAAGAUGGUA
This is a messenger RNA of Chelmon rostratus (copperband butterflyfish), 9328 nucleotides long. Its product is annotated as trichohyalin-like. NCBI's taxonomy places the organism in Eukaryota, Metazoa, Chordata, Actinopteri, Chaetodontiformes, Chaetodontidae. The record is from RefSeq and is a predicted model, not a curated record. Bases 97 to 7155 code for a protein of 2352 amino acids. The transcript has 11 exons.